Molecule: messenger RNA, 2626 nt
Organism: Durio zibethinus
Lineage: Eukaryota; Viridiplantae; Streptophyta; Magnoliopsida; Malvales; Malvaceae
Product: Tetratricopeptide repeat (TPR)-like superfamily protein
Biological process (GO): RNA modification
Molecular function (GO): protein binding; RNA binding; zinc ion binding
Source: RefSeq, a predicted model, not a curated record
CGAGUCCCAGCAAAAUAGGUAACUUUUUCUUUAGCGACAAUUUUCUUGGUCACUAGUUAAAGAAACCGACAACUCAACUUACAAAAAGGACAGCGUUAGCUAAAUCGUAAAGAGAAUGAAUGAAGAUUCCAAAUACAAGUUCAGCAUUCACCAAAAUUCCUUUGAGAAAUCACUACUCAACAAAGUCCAACCUCACAACAUGGUUCAACAAAUACGUAGACAAGUCCAACGUCUCCUCUUGGAACUCAAUCAUCGCCGAGUUAGCUCGCGCUGGCCACUCAGCCGAAGCUCUCCGAGCCUUCUCUUCAAUGCGCAAGCUUUCUCUUAAACCAAACCGCUCCACUUUCCCUUGCGCUAUCAAAUCUUGUUCUGCUUUACUCGAUCUUAACUCCGGCAAACAAACCCAUCAGCAAGCUUUGAUCUUUGGCUAUGACUCUGACCUCUUUGUAUCAUCCGCUCUCAUCGAUAUGUACUCAAAAUGUGGGCAAUUGAGAGACGCCAGAAUAUUGUUCGAUCAAAUUCCUCAACGAAAUAUCGUAUCUUGGACUUCGAUGAUUACUGGGUAUGUCCAAAACAAUAGUGCUCACCAAGCUUUAUUGCUCUUUAAAGAGUUCUUGAUUCAGGAAAGGGAAAAUGAUGGAAAUGUUGCAAAUGAACAAGUUUUUAUUGAUUCAGUAGCAAUUGUUUCUGUGCUUUCGGCUUGUUCUCGUGUACCUAUAAAAGGAGCAAGUGAAGGGGUUCAUGCGAUGGUUAUAAAGAAGGGAUUUGAUGGAGAAGUGGGUGUUGGAAAUACACUGCUGGAUGCAUAUGCUAAAAGGGGGGAUGUGGGUCUGUCUAGGAAAGUGUUUGAUACGAUGGUUGAGAAGGAUGAGGUUUCUUGGAAUUCUAUGAUUUCUGUUUAUGCUCAAAAUGGACUGUCUACAGAGGCUUUGGAGGUUUUUUAUGGAAUGGUAAGAGAUAGUAAUGUCAAUUAUAAUGCCAUUACACUUUCUGCUGUGUUGUUAGCUUGUGCUCAUUCGGGGACUUUGCAAGCCGGGAAGUGUAUACAUGAUCAGGUUAUAAAGAUGGGUUUGGAGGAUAAUGUGAUAGCGGGAACGUCCAUUAUUGACAUGUAUUGCAAAUGUGGGAGAGUUGAAAUGGCAAGGAAGGUAUUUAGUUGCAUGAAAGAGAAGAAUGUCAAGUCAUGGACUGCCUUGAUCGCUGGUUAUGGAAUGCAUGGUCGUGCCAAAGAAGCUAUAGAGGUCUUCUACGAGAUGAUAAGUGCUGGGGUCAGACCAAAUUACAUAACGUUUGUGUCAGUUCUUGCAGCUUGUAGCCAUGCUGGUUUGGUACAAGAGGGCUGGGAUUGUUUUAAUGCAAUGAAGGAUGAAUUCAAUGUAGAACCUGGGCUGGAACAUUAUAGUUGCAUGGUUGAUCUUCUUGGACGAGCUGGAUAUGUUAGCCUUGCUUACAACUUGAUCAGGCAAAUGAAGGUGACACCUGAUUUUAUAAUCUGGGGUUCACUUCUUGCAGCUUGUAGAAUUCACAAGAAUGUGGAGCUUGCAGAGAUUUCUGCCAAUAAAUUGUUUGAAUUAGACUCAAAUAAUUGUGGGUACUAUGUCUUACUUUCUAACGUAUAUGCUGAUGCUGGAAGGUGGGAAGAUGUAGAGAGAAUGAGGCUUCUUAUGAAGGAUCGUGGACUGGUUAAACCACCUGGAUUCAGUUUGGUUGAACUGAAAGGUAAGGUUCAUGUUUUCUUGAUUGGUGAUAAGGAGCAUCCUCAACAUGUGAAAAUAUACGAGUAUUUGGAAGAGCUAAAUGUGCAGCUGCAACAAGUUGGCUAUAUACCCAAUAUGACAUCAGUUCUCUAUGAUGUGGAUGAAGAAGAGAAAGGAUUGACCUUGCGGGUUCAUAGUGAGAAGUUGGCGGUUGUCUUUGCAAUCAUGCAUACAAUUCCUGGUGCAACAAUCCAUGUUAUGAAGAAUCUCAGGAUUUGCGGGGACUGUCAUAAUUUCAUUAAGUUAAUUUCAAAGAUUGUUGAUCGGAAAAUUGUUGUAAGAGAUUCAAAGCGAUUUCACCAUUUUAAGGACGGAUUCUGUUCUUGUGGAGAUUAUUGGUGACAUAUGCAUUGUUGGAUAACCAAAAUUGAAGACUAAGAUGCCAACUGUGAGCUUCAGGCACCUUUGACUUGAUUGACAAUGUUUUGAUCUUGGCUCUCUAAAUGAUUUGGGAUGUGAGAAAUUGCAUAAUAAUUUGACUUUGAAGUCCAAAAAAAGUUCUCAGAUGCUCCACUAGCAAGACUUGAUAUCAAUUGGCUUUACCACAUCACCUUCUAACAGUGUGAGUUCAGCUGAGUUAAAUGCUUGAUGGAUUGGUUAUUGAAUCGACAGAAGAGUAAGACGUUAACAGGUGAGAAAGCUGUGAUUCUUGCCUCCCGAGUAUCAGAUUGUUUGUCAAAUUGAAACGCAUUCCCUUUAAUGUGGGGCAAAUAAACGUAAUAUAGCUAGCUUGGUUUGGUUUGCUCUUCAAAAUUAAAAAAAGUGAUAAAAGCUGUUUUUAGUAGCUAGCUAGCUUUCAUUAUUAAUAAAAAGAUGAACAAAAUUGAAGUACAAGUUUUUACAUAUUGCGUGAAAAGCCAAUGGAAGCG